GUAAUGUGUCACUUCCGGGUUGGCCGCAGUGCGUUGUUAUGCUAGCAUGAAGGCUCGCGUGAACUAGGAAGGCAAGAUAACGGAAAAGGGGGGUAAGCUACGGCCCUCUGAUGAGGAAGUAGUGCGAUGAUAACAUGAAGCUUCUUCUUCUGUGAUUGCGACCUGCAUCUGUUUCCUUGUCCGCGAUGCCGUCCCAGCGCGUCUUCGCCCUGCCGAGGCAACAAUCUCUGCUCCUGCCUGCCGUCAUCAACCCCUUCGUGCAGAACACCAAACUCUCCAACGCCACCAUACUCAAAUGCGUCCUCCAGGGAAUCAUCCUGGUCCCACUUCGUGCCAUCCUCAUUUCAUUGGUGCUCAUGGUGACAUGGCCAGUGGCUGUCAUCAUCACCUUCAAGCACCCUCUCAAGGGGGCUGUGGGCCCGAUGACGGGAUGGAGGAGGCUCAUGUGUCAGAGUGUAAUGGCCGCCCUGGGUAGAGCCUACUACUUCUGCAUGGGCUUUCGAGUGGUGGUCAAGGGCAAGCAGGUGGGCAGCAGCGAGGCCCCAAUCCUAGCUGUGGCCCCCCACUCCACUUUCUUUGACGGCAUCGUGUGCAUCAUGGCCGGCCUACCCUCCACCGUAUCUCGCAUUGAGAACCUGGCCACGCCCAUCUUCGGCAGGUUUGUACGCUGCCUCCAGCCGGUGCUGGUGUCCAGGAAAGACCCCGACUCGAGGAAGAACACCAUCCAAGAAAUCGACAGCAGGGCUAAAUCAGGAGGCCGCUGGCCACAGGUGUUGAUAUUUCCAGAGGGGACGUGUACAAAUCGCUCAUGUCUCAUCACAUUCAAACAAGGUGCCUUUAUUCCAGGCGUUCCCGUGCAGCCUGUGCUUUUGAGAUACCCCAACAAACUAGAUACAGUGACGUGGACCUGGCAAGGUUUCAGCUCGAGGACCCUGCUGCUUCUAACACUGUGCCAGCUUUACACCACGGUGGAGAUUGAGUUCUUGCCACCUCACAUCCCCACAGAGGAAGAGAGGAAAAGUUCUGCUUUGCUAGCCAGCAGGGUGAGACACAUCAUGGCCCGGGCGCUGGGAGUCCCCGUGACAGACCACACGUAUGAGGACUGCCGCUUGAUGAUCUCUGCUGGGGAGCUGACACUCCCCAUGGAGGCCGGCUUGGUGGAAUUCACCAAAAUCAGUCGCAAGCUCAACUUGAAGUGGGACAACGUGAGAAAGGAGUUGGACGGUUUCGCUGCCAUGGCCAGCUCAUGUAAAGGAGGACGCAUCACCAUCAAGGAGUUUGCCAGCUUCCUCAAACUCCCCGUCAGCCCCGCCCUACAGGAGCUUUUUGCCCUGUUUGACAGGAACGGCGAUGGCACCAUAGAUUUCAGAGAGUACGUCAUUGGAGUGACCAUCCUGUGUCGACCAGCCAACACUGAAGACGUGCUUCGGAUGGCAUUCCGGCUCUUUGACACAGAUGAGGAUGAGAAAAUCACCCGGGAGGAGUUCACAGCGCUGCUACGCUCAGCUCUGGGCGUGUCCGAUAUCAACAUGGUCAAACUUUUUAAAGAAAUCGACGCAGACAACUCUGGUUUCAUCACAUUCAGUGAGUUUCAAGCCUUCGCUAUGACCCACCCUGAGUACGCCAAGCUGUUCACCACCUACCUGGAGCUCCAGCGGUACCAAGCCAUCCAGGAGGCAAGUCCCGGCGAUCUGGAACUGUCCGGUCAGGUCAGUUCAGGAGAUAGCCAGGAAGACAGCAUCUCGGAUAAGAAAGACGACUGACAACCCGAUCCGUGGUCCACUCCGCUGCCCCCUGGUCCGAACCAUGUCUUAGGUCGCGUGCUUGCGUUUUUAUGGACGUUUUUAGACCACUUUUUUUGUUUGUUUGGUUUCAGUCUCAGUGCCUUAUGGUGCAGACACAAUAACUCCACCUGUCGAAGUUGCAGCUAAGUCACAAAUACUCCUUCUUUUAUAUAUAUAUUACUAUAUCAUGUUGCAGCCUUAUUCUAACAUUUUUGGAAAUAUACAAAUCAAAAAAUAUCAUUAACACUCUUUUUUGUCUUAUUAGUACAUUUUUACUGUAUUUUUGGCCAUAUUUUUUGUUGUUACGCCUUUGUACAUGAUUUGUCCGAAGAGGGUUUUUUUCAUGUUACGUUUUAAAAUUUCAAUGUCUAUACAAUGAUCGUUAAUUCAAUAAAAGCCAAAAAGGACAUAAAAGUCAUCCUUUUUUUUUUUCCAAAGGGCAAAAAAACUUCAACCCUAAAAAAAUACCAAACAGGAAAUAUUUGUAUUUAUUAUUUUAACCUUUUAGUGGCCUUUUGAUCAAAUCAUGUCACAAUUUUCAAGUACCGGUUGUACAAAUUUGCAUACUUGAGUUAUUUUGCCAAUUUUUCAACCUGUGACAUUAUCUGAUCAAAAGGCCUUCAAAAGAGUAAAAAUUUAAAGAAAUGAAAAUAAAAAAAAACAUGACAUGUUUGAUAUUUCUGUUUAGAACUAAGGUUUAUGGAGGUAUGUAAGCAAAAAAAAAAAAAAAAUCCAAAAUGUAACACCCUUCAAAAACUAAAGAAUUGUAUUGUUAUUGUUCUUACUAUUAUUAUUAUUUAUAGUAGUAGUAUGUUCUGUUUUGCUUUAAAGAUACUUAAAAUCAAGAGGGUUAAAAAAAAAAUUAAGCAAAAGGUAGAUUAGAAAAUGGCAAAUUAAAUAAGUUAUAAAGUCACAUUUUAAAAUACUAAAAUAAAAUUAAAUGUUUUACAUUUAUUUUUUCAAAUAUGUUAUUAAAAAAAAUGUGACAUUAUGUACUAACUGACUCAACAGCGCCUCUGCUGGUUGCAGACAUGUACUGCACUCUAUUUUGCUUCAAGCCAACAUUAAUCAACUGUCAAUAAAAUUUGACCAUUUAAUCAAUAAUCGCCCCCCCCCAUCCGCUCGUGGGUCCGACUCGAUGUAUUGGACAUGAUAUGUAAAGACGCUGAUGUGUCCACAAAGGCCUCGGAGAUGACGCAACAUGUCCACCAAGCUGACAUGAUGGUGACAAGACACAGAUGUUUCUGGAAGAGGCUUCUGCUGCCAUUGAUGUUCUCAAGGACACACAAGCCUCUCCUUGACUCUAAUUCGUACAUCCUCGGGACAACCUCGACUUUUCCCAGAGCCGCAAAGGCGGGCCUGCCUGAGGGAAGCCACUUUGCAAUUACAGUAGAGCGGAACCUCUUAAGAAGGUCCAUCAGCGAGCCUUCCCAAAACUAAUCAUCUGUUCCAAAGUCAAACUGUGCCCAUCUUUACUACAGCUUAGCAUACAAGUGUAAAAAGAAGUAAAUCACCCUAUGAUGGUACUUAUGUGUUUUAAGGAAGCAACCAGUCCAAUUUAGAUCACAUUUCCCUCUUCUUUUUUUUCUUUUUUUUUCCAUGUCAAUAGAUAUUAACUGCGUUUAAAAAAAUUGUUACUUAGCCAUGUUGUACCGAGCAGCCACGACUGGAGCGGGAUAUCAUGGCCAAGUUACCAAAUCAAGUCGAUUUCGAUUCAUAGGCUUCUAAAUCCAUUAAUCACGAUUCUAUUAAAUCUACACUUAAAUAUUAAAAAUUUCUACAACAAAAAUUACAAAUAUAUUUUUUCUCUUUAUCAUAAACAGCUAUGGACAGUUUCAACUUUCCUAAAAGUUUCAAAGUACAAUUUUUAAGAGGAAAAGAAUUGCAAGCGCAACAUUCCGCUACUACGAAUUGUUUCUUCCAGUGCAAAAUAAUUAAGAGUAAAUAUGUAAGCUGUUCUUUUAGGACUCUUAUUUUCUUAACAAAGUCCCACAGAGAUGUUAUUGUAAAAGCCAGAAUUGUGCACUGGGUUUUUCUGGGGGCAUUAAUUAAGCCUUGUGAAUUAUCCAUUCAUCCAUCCAUUGUCUACCGCUUGUCCCUUUUUUUGGGUUGCAGGCCUUGUGAGUCAAUAUUGCAAAAUUAAAAAAAAAAAGAUUCAUAAUCAAUCAAAUGGGUUAUUUUACCCAACUAUGUUGCAUUCAGCUCUAUUUUUCUGUUCUGUGGUUAUCAUCACACUUUUAGUCAUAUGAGUGUUUAUGUUAUUUUUCCUUAAGUGUUGGUCCAAUUUCAAACCAUAUUUUGAGAUUCUAAUGUGAAUGUAAAAGUUUGUAUCUAAAAAAACAAAACAGAUUUUAGCAUAAGGCUGCAACAUAACAAAUUAAAAAAGCAAAUACAUUGCAUUGUUUUGUGCUUCAGUCUUGACUGGUUUUAAUCACUAAUGCUAGUUUAAAGUCUCUUUUAUGCACAUUUGCAUCACAUUUAAAUAUUAUCAUGUUACAUAUCACACUGUGUAUUCAAUUCAGUUGAUGGGCACAUUUAAAAACACUAACAGCGAGGGGUGCACAAAAAAUAUAUUUACAUCCGAAACAUGAUUCUUAUUUAACCCGAUUAUAAAACGAUUCAAUAUAAAAAAGAAAAACAAAUUCUUAUCUCCAUGAAACCUGAAGGAGUUCUUCUAACCUGUGACCUGUUUUGAAUAAGUUCCAUUGUAUUUAUUAUACCAAAUUAUACAUUGCGAGAAUCUGUUUGAAUGGAGAAUCGAUUCUGAAUCGAAUCGCACCCCAGGAAUCAGAUCAAACCGUUAGGUGCUCAAAGAUUCACACCGCUAAUGUCCAAAACCACGUCACAAAACAUUUCUUAUAUGUUAGUCAAACAACAAGUGAGUUUUUUUUAACUAAUUCUUGUGUUUUGCUGCGUGUCAUUCCUUAUAUCAGUGGUGUCCAAGCUACGGUCCGCGGGCCAAAUGCGGCGCGCACAAAUUCAACAAACAAUGGCAGGAGUCAUAUCAUAUACAAAUAGCCAGGGGUCAGAUAGCUGCCAUUAUGUCACCAUCUGGUGGCCAAUGAAAUUACCUCAACCUUUAAUUAUACUUGCAAGACAAACAGCACCUCAUUUACUUAUAUGACCCAAUCCAAACAACCUUCCCUAGUCA
This is a messenger RNA of Nerophis lumbriciformis (worm pipefish), 4935 nucleotides long. RefSeq names its product lysophosphatidylcholine acyltransferase 2 (gene lpcat2). NCBI's taxonomy places the organism in Eukaryota, Metazoa, Chordata, Actinopteri, Syngnathiformes, Syngnathidae. Gene Ontology annotation, molecular function: lysophosphatidic acid acyltransferase activity; 1-acylglycerophosphocholine O-acyltransferase activity; calcium ion binding. The record is from RefSeq and is a predicted model, not a curated record. Gene Ontology annotation, cellular component: endoplasmic reticulum.